AUGCACUGUCGUUCAUCAUCAUGUUGAAGUACAGUAUUAGAUUGUAAACAUUUUAAAUGAAGUGUAUAUGAAUAACUCCAAUCUCCUAUUAAGGUCAAUCGAGUCAACCAAAACGAUGACCACCGAACAAGAAACAAACGGAGUGAUUGUUGGUGAUGGAAAACGUGUGUUUUAUCAUGAGCAUUUCCGCUUCCAUCUAGUCCAAGCGACUUGUCUGAGAUGCUGGCUGAGGGCACCAAAGAAGCUCACGACCGAGCUGAGAACUGCCAGUUUGUCAAAGACUUCCUCAGAGGACAUAUUCCAAGAGAGCUGUUUAAGAGAGGCACAGCAGCUCUGUACUUUGUCUAUUUGGCCAUGGAGGAAGAGAUUGAGAAGAACAAAGACCAUCCUCAAGUUGCUCCAAUCUACUUCCCUGCAGAGUUGCACAGGUGCGAGGCCCUGGCCCGGGAUCUCGAGUAUUUCUAUGGAGCCGAAUGGCAGAUUCAGAUCAGCCUUUCUGCAUGCACCAAGCCUUAUGUGGACCGCAUCCACAAUGUGGGCGCGCAGGACCCCGCGUUGUUGGUGGCCCACGCGUACACCCGCUAUAUGGGGGAUCUCUCAGGUGGACAGAUCCUCAAGAAAGUGGCCCAGAGGGCACUUAAGCUCCCCUCAUCUGGAGAGGGUCUCAACUUCUACCAGUUUGAGGGCAUCCACGGUCACAGCGGCUUCAAGCGGCUUUACAGGAGUAGGAUGAAUGAGAUCGAGCUGGACACUGACACCAAGCGAAAGAUCGUGGAAGAGUCCAACAGAGCUUUUGGCUUCAACAUGAUGGUGUUCACAGAGCUUGAAGAGAUUGGAAAAAAAAUCCCAGAGCAAGCACAAGAGGAAGCUUUUGGACAUGGUCAUGCUGAAAUCAUGCAAGGGGAAGAUAUCAAUAAGUGCCCAUACUAUGUGGCUAAAAUGGCCACCAGCGGAAAUCCCACAUACGUUUGCCAGUUUGCCAAGGCUCUCCUGCAACACUUGCCCUCUCAGGUAGUGCUGGCCGCUUGGAUCGCUCUCUUUGCCGGCUUCACAGCCUGGUACCUUCGGUAAACUUUAACAAUACACUGCAUGCCAUAUACAGGUAAAUGUUGUAUUUUACAACAAUACUUGAAUACUGUAUUUAUAAUCUCAUAAUUACGUACCAGGAUGUGGAGGAGAAAGCAAAGUGGGAAAGGGAAUACAUGUGUACAGUCAAUGAAUGGAACAAACUGCCUCUGAAAUCCUCUCUCUGUAUUAUAGAAGCAGCAGUCAGAGCAAAUUGACACUGCCCUGACAAAUGCAAUAUUUUGUUUGUGGUUCAAUUUAAAAAAAAAAAAAAAAAGAAACAAGAGUUGAUGUGCUAAAUCCUUCCCACCCCCAAACCCCCAAAAUAAAUAAAGUGC
This is a messenger RNA of Hippocampus comes (tiger tail seahorse), 1403 nucleotides long. It is a transcript of the gene hmox2a, whose product is annotated as heme oxygenase 2a. The record is from RefSeq and is a predicted model, not a curated record. The transcript has 6 exons. The coding region runs from base 220 to 1071 and encodes 283 amino acids. Gene Ontology annotation, molecular function: heme oxygenase (decyclizing) activity; heme binding. NCBI's taxonomy places the organism in Eukaryota, Metazoa, Chordata, Actinopteri, Syngnathiformes, Syngnathidae. Gene Ontology annotation, biological process: response to oxidative stress; heme oxidation; heme catabolic process.